ACCUAGUACUCGAACCAAAAACUCAUUCCUAUAUUUAAAACGAGGAUACUUCACUGGCACCAGAUGCGCUCUGGAUUUCAUGGGCAAAGGAACCUUCUCUUGAAUACAUUCUCUAUUUCAGCCGACGUCUGCACCAAUUAAACUUGUAAUUUCGACACAUUUCUAUCAAUUCUGGAUUCGUAUACUUCACAUACUAACGGAUAACAGAUCGAUUGCUACAUUGACCUCUAAUCAUUUGGAGCAGGUGUUAUCAUUAAACGACACGGAGUUUGACUGUCACUGGUGAUCACACAAGUAUAGGAGAGAGGAUAUAACGUCCAGCUGCAAUUGUGCGACCUACUAACCACACUCCACACACUCACAUUCAAAACGCGGACAACUCCUUGUGACAGGCUGAAACGGUUCGCCAUGGUGUCCUAUAUCAUACGCAGUGGAAGGGUGGAUGAUUGCGAAGAUGUUGUCCGGCUCAUGCAGAAGCUGUCCGCCCAUGAGGGGUUUGCGGAUCAGUCCAAGAUUUCUGCAGAAGAUCUUCGCCGAGACGGGUUCGGCCCCGAUCCAGUCUUCCAGUGUGCCGUGCUGGAGAAGCUGUUCGGUGAUGGGACAUCUGAACUAGUGGGAUACGCCCUAUACUUCUACGGGUUCUGCUCAUGGAACGGCAAGAUGCUCUACUUCGAAGACCUCUUCGUUGAGAGGGAGUACCGAGGUAUGGGACUAGGCGUUGCUCUCAUGCACAAGGUUAUUAAAAUGGCGGUAGACCGAGGCUGCAAAUGCAUCCAGGCUUGCGUUGUCGAAUGGAACACAGAAGUCAGACAACUCUACAGACAUCUUGGCAUUGAAGAUCUGACUGAGACGAAGAAAUACCAUAUUCUCUCGUUCACCGGCGAAAAACUAGACAAAUUUGUGAAGAAAGAGUCCUUCAUCAGUAAAGACAUGAUUCUCAAAGCAGAUUUGUGAUUUUUUUUAAUUAGAAUUGUUUCCCUAUCUGGAAUUCAGAGCUGUCGGGUUAGGUCGGGACGCUUAACAGACUAAAGAGGAAUAGUUCCUAAAGAUUUUGUCGAAGACCAUACCCGAAAACGGAGCAGAUCUGUGAUGAAGGGCCGCCAGUCUCAUAGGCUUACGAUGUAAAAAGCUGCUUCGCACAAAAACAAAAGUAACUCUUGGAGAUUGCAAUUCCAGUUACGCCGCUCCAAAGCUUUGGAAUAACAUACCACUAGACGAAAUUGAAGCCUCACCUGUUGCUGUCUUCAAAGUUGUAUGGAAGACGCACUUGUUUUCAGGAGCUUUGGAAUAGUUUUUAUUUUAUUGAGUGUUUGUAAAGAGUGACACUGUUUUCAUCAUUUUGUUUUCAUCACAGCGCAAUAGAGUAUAUUGAUAUACAUGUAGUACCUGCGCUAUUUAGACUGAUCUAACUAUUAUUAUUAAACGAAAUGGCAGUUUGUGAACUUAUGUGAAAAUCAUGAUUCUUAAAUCUAGUGCUAUGAGGUGUAAGGCGGCAUUCGGAUGAAACGCAGCUGUUAUUUUUUUUGUAAUCCUGAGAUCGAAGCACUGAUGAUCAUUGAGAAGUUUUAUGCAAUGUAUUUAUACUAUUUUGUGAGCUAAAUGUAUCAGUCAUUGAUGCGAUACUGUACUUUGAAAUACGGAGAAUUAUUGAACGACUGCAGCUGAUGUUCUUUGAUCCAACCAAGUAGGGUCCAUGACCAACCUUGAUCCAUAAUUUAGUCAAUUUAAACGUGAUCCGAUCUAGAAGCCUGGGCCCUGUUACAUAAAACUUGUCAUCAAUAACAAGCUAGAAUUGUAUAUUUGUAAAGCGCUUAGAGACAUUUGUAUUAAGCGCUAUAUAAAAAUUAAAUAUUAUUAUUAUUAUUAUUAUUAAAAUAACUGUUAUAACUAAGCUACUGAAAUAGUGGCAUUUGAUCGGCUGAAAGUAGAUCAGUUGUCUUUUGUAGCAUUUGUUAUUGAUGACAAGUUUAAUGAAACAGGCAGAAUUCCACGCAUCACAGACAAAUCACACCAUCUCAGUUUUGUCUGAACCUGCGAUAGCUGAUUAAAUUUUGAAUAUAGAAUAUUUCGUGAAUAUUAUCGUCGGAAUUCGCUCGUUUUUGUCAUGCCACUUUUGAAAAAGUUGCUCGGUUUGUAAUAUUACCGGGUAAAAAAGGGAUACAUAUAAAUGAUACGGAAGGGGGCUUUAUUUUAAUAGUCAGAAAUCUAACUCGUUUGAAUUUUUAAUAGAGGAAACAAAUCUCAUAGUACAAUCAUAGACCUACUAAUUCGAUGGCUAAUCUGUUAUGCAUUCUUCUUUGUCUUGCCUAUAGUUUGUAUGAUCAUAACUAGAGCAUGGGAAUAGUUUAUUCAUCGUCUUGCUGCUAGCUAUCCUUGACAAAAAAAAAUAACAUUCGAAACUGUGAUGGAAGUGAAAAACUCAGUUUUAAGGUUUACGGUUCAGAAAAGGGUGCUCGCUCGCAAAAUUUAGUAACUCAAAGAAUAUUAAACCAAACGAUGUCAGCUCCUUCCCUGGCGACAUUACGCCUGUACGCUUUUGCUCUCACUGUGAAUAUCGAUACUUAUUUUCAUUUUCCUUUUCUUUAUGCAACUCCAUGAAUUAAAUACAGUGCGGCUAAUGUUCUAUUUCGUUUUCGGAAUGGAAAACCCUAUUGCAUAUCCGAAAUGAACAAGCAAUUAAUCAAUCUUAUUGAAGCACCAAAAUGGUGAGAAAGGCCAACCUGAGUAUUUUAUAUUUUCGACUAACAAACCCAAUUUGUUAACGGUAUACAUACUUCUCUUUGUGAACUGUGAACAUUCGGAAUUACGCACCUUCUGGGAUGAACUUUGAGCAUUGUUCGGAAUCGCAAAACCCCUGUCUCAACCAUGCUUACGAAAAAAUCAGUCGCAUACGGGGUAACAUACAUCUUAUGAUGACAAAUCAAAUUAAAACUUAAUGUGUUCUUGGAAAAACUAAUCUUCAAAGAAUAUGGCAUUUUGUAUGAUACUUUAUAUAGUUAUUUAAAAAUAAAGAUACUUUGUAUAUCAUGUACAUACUCUUGCCUUCGUUGUAUAUACUACAUAUCACGUAUAUUAAAUAAAAUUUCAGAUGAAUUAAUCAUGUUAA
Strongylocentrotus purpuratus (purple sea urchin) is the source of this 3106-nucleotide messenger RNA. RefSeq names its product diamine acetyltransferase 2. Bases 409 to 954 code for a protein of 181 amino acids. Lineage: Eukaryota; Metazoa; Echinodermata; Echinoidea; Camarodonta; Strongylocentrotidae. Gene Ontology annotation, molecular function: N-acetyltransferase activity. The transcript is spliced from 5 exons. The record is from RefSeq and is a predicted model, not a curated record.